AUGGACAACCAUAGAAGCGGGGAAAAUCUUAGUAAUGAGGUGGUGAAAAAUUGCAAAUGCUUCAGAAUUAUUCCCAUUGGUCCCGUCGUUAUGUUAAACGAGACGUCACUCCAUGAUUCAACGACAUCUAAUUCACCUCUCGAUUCCCCUAUGAGUCAAGACUCACCCAUCGAAAAGGAGCCGAGGCCCAUUGGCCGAAAGGCUGCGAAGGCAAAGAAAGAGGGUAAUUCGAGCAGUAAUACAUCAAAAAUAUUGGAGGAAAUUGCAAGGCAGAGUGCCAUAAGAGUUGAAAUGGAGAAGAAACGCCAAGAGAACAAGAUGGCAAUUCGAGCAGAAUAUGCACAAGAAAGGGAGUAUUUUCUCAAAAAAGAGAUGGACAAGAUGGAUCGGGAAACCAUGGCGAUGGAUACAAGCCAUAUGUCCCCUGAAACAAAACAAUUUUGA
This is a messenger RNA of Prunus armeniaca (apricot), 444 nucleotides long. The record is from the annotation of a GenBank genome assembly. NCBI's taxonomy places the organism in Eukaryota, Viridiplantae, Streptophyta, Magnoliopsida, Rosales, Rosaceae.